Molecule: messenger RNA, 2649 nt
Organism: Salvia miltiorrhiza (redroot sage)
Lineage: Eukaryota; Viridiplantae; Streptophyta; Magnoliopsida; Lamiales; Lamiaceae
Product: protein RMD5 homolog
Exons: 2
Coding region: 1373-2530 (385 amino acids)
Biological process (GO): proteasome-mediated ubiquitin-dependent protein catabolic process
Cellular component (GO): cytoplasm; GID complex; nucleus
Molecular function (GO): ubiquitin protein ligase activity; protein binding
Source: RefSeq, a predicted model, not a curated record
GCAAAUUCGGAAAUACAGGUUAUCCGCACGUGUCGUCAGCUUCACACAGAAGGAGUCGAAAUUCUUUCUCGCUCAGAAUUUUCAAUCACGCCCAUCCUCUUUCUUUCUUCUCACUACCCUGCUGCUUCCGCUACAUAUUGAUAAUUCCGCAAUCACCAAACAAGAAAAGCUUAAAUCCCCUUUCUUGAUUAGGAACCGUCUGCCUUUUCUUACUCUCGUUGGAUUGGAGCUUCUUGGUGGAUUGGUGUAUUACUAAUCUUUCCAUUUUAAGCACCUAAGUUUAAAGAUUGAAUGCAACUUAAUGUUUUGAGUAAUAGAAUGUCACUUCUGGAUGUAUUGUUGGAAUUAGAAAAUAUAUUGACUUCCUAGUUCCUAUUUGAUACUUAAAUAGGAAUUUUUUAUUCUCAGUUACAAAUCAUGCAUCCUUUGUUGCCCAGGGAGAAGAUACUUGAGAAUAUCCUGACCAUUUUUUUAUUAAGAGAGAUUAGGGAAUAUCCUUAUGGAGUAUAUUGCCUGUACUGCAGCGUGUUGCUUGUGUCUUUGUUUGGAUAGUUCUCAUCAAGCUAUGCUGCAUUUUACCGUUUGCUGUAUGAACACUCCUCAAAUGAAAUAAGAAAUCAGAUAGUGAAGUGAAAAAAUUGCUAUAUUGUAAGGUGGCAAAAAUGAUUUUUUUGAUAGAGAAGACAUUUACGUUUGGUGUUCAUGGUUUUUAGUAGAUAACUCCAGUUUAGACUUAUAGUGAUCCCAGGAGAAGGCGACUAUGGCCUUAUCACUAUAUGCUAAUUUGUUAGAACUUGUCCUGGGAAGAAAAUCUUUUUUGUGCACACAAGUCAUUUUUUUUAGGGGUAUUGACUUAUAAAUACUCGAACUUUUUGCAUUUUCUGGUUUUGCACCUCAACUUUAAAAUCAACCUAUAAAUACCCUAACUUUGUAUUCUUUCUAAUUUUGCACCCGACGAAUUUUUACCCUCAAAUCGUUGAUGAGAUGAUAGCCAGAUUGAGAGGGAAGUUUGAAGUUCAUAACGAAAUAGAUAAGUUUGUUGUCAAUAUGGAAUUUAGAACAUGUAAUUGUAGAUUUGGGAUGUCAAUCUGGCUGCCAUGUUAGCAACGAUUUAUGGGUUAAAAUUCGUUGGGUGCAAAAUCAGAAAGAAUACAAAGUUUGGGUAUUUAUAGGUUGAUUUUAAAGUUAGGGUGCAAAACCAGAAAAUGGUAAAAGUUCGAGUAUUUACAGGCCAAUACCCCUUUUUUUAAAAAAUCCAGAAUCUAUUGUACAUCCAUGUGGAUAAACAGAUUAGAUUCCAUCUGAUUGUCUGUGCUGGUUGUUUAAAGUAUUGAAAUAUUGUUUGUGCUGGUUGUUUUUGAACCAGUGCAAUAUGGAGCUCAAUGUUAUACAAGAUUCAUUUGAGAGGGUUGCAAAGAGACAAAAGUUGUCAUCUUCAAAAUCCCAAGAAAUGAUCACCCAAGUUGGCUAUGAAAUUGAACAGGCACUGGCAAGAAUACAAUCAAGUAGUGAUUCUACUGUUGCGGUUGAUCAGAAGACAGUUCUUGCUGAACUGAAAGCCAAGCUUCAGGUUGUUGGUUCACACACUCAUUUAGAGGGACCGCAGCGAGAGCUUAACACAAAUCUCAGCAGGUAUCAGAAGGUGCUCGAGAAAGCGAUGCAUCCGGACAUAUCCAAGGGUUGCGUAGAUGUUGAUUUCGACCGCCAUAUUCUAAACCAGAUCAUAAUUUGUCACUUUUACUUUGAAGGCCUAUUUGAUAUCGUCGACUGCUUGGUUAAAGAAGCUGGGGAACCUGAAGCUAUCUCACUCAGAUUACAGUAUCAAGAGAUUCAUCAAAUACUGGAGGCUCUGAAGUCGAGAGAUCUGGGGCCGGCCUCAAAGUGGAUCUCCGCAAACAAAGAGAGACUGAACGAGUCCGGUUCAGAUUUGGAGCUAAAACUUCACAAACUGCACUUUGUGGACCUUUUACAGAGUAAGGGAAGAGCAGACGCGCUGAGAUACGCCAAAACAUAUCUCGCUCCCUUGGCUUCUUGUCACAUGAAGGAGAUACAAAGGCUCCUCUGUAGCGUACUGUGGGCUGGGAGGCUCGACAGGUCCCCGUAUGCUGACCUGGCAGAUCCAAGCCAUUGGGAAAACUUUGCAGAGGAAGUGAUGCGGACCUCGUGCAAUUUCACAGGACAAUCGAUCAGGGACCCUUUGAGCGUCGUUCUAGCUGCCGGGAUGGAAGGGCUACCGACUCUGCUAAAACUGGCGAACGUGAUGGCAGCAAAGAAACAGGAGUGGGAAGCGAUGAAACAGCUACCGGUGCCUCUAGAGUUGGGUAAGGAAUUCCAUUUCCAUUCCAUCUUCGUCUGCCCCGUUAGCCGGGAUCAAGGCAGCGAAGAAAAUCCGCCGAUGCUGUUGCCGUGCGGCCACGUCCUGUGCAAGCAGUCGAUUCAUAAACUAUCGAAGGCCAACACCCGCAACUUCAAGUGCCCUUAUUGCCCUCACGAUGCUUCUUUCGCACAGUGCAAGCAGCUGUGCUUCUAACAUUUUUUUUUUCUUAACUUUGCUAGUCUUAGUGUCAAUAUUCGAUGACGUUUUCUUGCAAUAAUAGUCGAUUUUUGUUCGAAUUAUUUUAUUCAAUUAUUGAUCUUGAAUUGAAAAUU